Molecule: messenger RNA, 540 nt
Organism: Entamoeba dispar SAW760
Lineage: Eukaryota; Evosea; Mastigamoebida; Endamoebidae
Product: translation machinery-associated protein, putative
Exons: 2
Coding region: 1-540 (179 amino acids)
Biological process (GO): formation of translation preinitiation complex
Molecular function (GO): RNA binding
Source: RefSeq, a predicted model, not a curated record
AUGUUUAGAAAGUUUACACGAGAAGACUUUGGACCUUUAAAACAAGUUAAAGCAUCACAAACAAAACACAUUAAACAAAGUAUUUCUACUCAAUAUCCAGGACUUCCUGUUGAUGAGUUAUUCCCAAAAAACAUUCCAAUGUUUACAGCUAAUUCAAAAAUUGAUCACUCAACAGCAAUUUUAUCAAAUAAUAAAGUUUAUUUCUUCCAACAAAAAGAAAAUUUUAAUCCAACACUUCAACUUGCUAUGACAUAUCCUGAAAUGAUGAAACAAGUUCAAGUUGAUAAAGGAGCAAUUAAACAUGUCUUAAGUGGAAGUAAUAUCAUGGCUCCAGGAUUAACUUCUGCUGGAGGAAAGUUACCAGAUGAUAUUGUUGCAGGUAAUUAUGUAUUAAUUAUGGGAGAAGGAGUUCAAUCUCCUCUUGCCAUUGGAUUAAUGAAAGCAUCUGCUGUUGAUAUCAAAAAACAAAAUUCAGGAGUUGUUAUUGAUUUAAUUCAGUAUGCAGGUGAUGGAAUAUGGACUGAUUGUCUUGAACAUUAA